AUGGAUGAUCGAUAUCGUAAACGGGUGAUGCUGUCGAGAAGGCCUGCCCCUGUUCCUACUCCAGUCGCAAAUUUCUCGAGGUAUCGCGCUGCGAAAGCCUCGGCUAUUCGGUCGAGGAGAAACCUUCGCGACAGCUCCAGCUCUGGCAGUUCAAGAUGCCUGGAGAAGAGGAGACCCGCGUGUCCACCAGACGUAUCAAGUCCAAACCGACGCCCCUGCUCCCCCAUCGUAAUGCUCCGCGUGGGCCCUCAACAACGCCUCUUCGCCGCCCACGAAUCCAUCCUCAGCGCAUCCCCCUUCUUCGCAGCCCACUGCUCCUCUCAAAUGCCCAGUCCCCCUCCGCCCUCUCACCCACACAUCACAACCCCCAGCAAGCGCAUCGACCUGCCCGACGAAAACCCCGAAGUCCUCUCCUGCAUCCUCGAAUACCUCUACAAAGGCGACUACACACCCCGCCUCCACCACAAUCCCACCCGAGGAACCUGGACUCUAGACGACGACAUUCUCCCCCCACAAACGACAACCUCUACCGCAGGUGCAGGCGCAGGCGCAACCGCAACCGCAACCGCCGCAGCAGCAAGUAUAAACGCCACUCUCUCCCCCAACGCAGUGAUAUGGCACCACGCCGCCCCGGACACCCCCAUCCUCCGGGACACGGCCGUCUACUGCGCCGCACUAAAAUACCGCCUCCCCUCGCUCGCGCGGCUCGCCCUGCGCAAGCAGGGACUACAUAUGGGUAUACCCUGUCGGACCAUUCUGGCGAGUGCGCGAUUCGCGUAUGCGCAUACGCCGGAGACGGAGUCGAGAUUGCGGGCGCAUUAUUUGGCGCUGAUUAUUCGAUGUCGGGGGACGUUUAAGAGGAGUGGGACUAUGCAGGUUGAGAUGGAGAAGGGGGGGAGGUUAUUUUUUGAUCUCUUCGUUGCUAUGUGUAAUCAUAUGGAUGAUGUUUAUCCGUCGGCCAUGUCGGUUUGUAGUACGGCAGUUCCGGAGUAUGGACAGGGUUGGUAGGUUGGGUUUGCAGUUGGUGUACUUGUUUGGAUUAAGGACUCAAGAGCUGGCGAGAUCUUUCCAGUGUAUGGGUUUGUAUUGUUUUUCUUACCACUGCAGGAGCAGGGGUCUAAUGGUUUUAUACCCAUGUACAACUAUAAUAUUAUCAACCGUAAGGGCAGAAUGAGGUAGGAAUGCAGAUAUGUUUCUUAACUAUGGAAGAGAACCCGUGGUGUUCCGUUCUCUUCGUGUCAUAUCCAUCGUAGACCAAUGUGCACGUAGCAAUUGUAUCAGUCUCCAUUUGCUUGUGUGGCGGGUGGGAGGAAUGUGAGAUGAGGCUGGUCAGAUGCUGAGAUUGUUUUCUUCGAGCCUCGAGUAUAUCGGCAUCUCCGCGAUGCCCGCAAUGCGGCUAGAGUUCACCUUAGGCGAUAAGUUUGAAUAUCCAGGUUAAGAUGAGAGUGUCGGUGGGCGUUUGGAGUAGCGAGUUUUCAGUCUUCCGAGGACUAUGAUUUGGUAAGGGCUUCCAGACGUGCAGGCUCUAGGUAUAGUCACUCGCUCGUUCCAAUGGCAAGCUUCGAAAGGUCGAGCGAGUUCCUAUGAAUGCAUAAUUCUUAGACGCCGGUGCCUGGGAAUGCGGUAUUAUUCUUGCUCAAGACGACCAUGCCGCGUUCACGCGCAAUGUAGCCCUUCAUGAGACCCUUCGAAUUAUA
Molecule: messenger RNA, 1697 nt
Organism: Penicillium brasilianum
Lineage: Eukaryota; Fungi; Ascomycota; Eurotiomycetes; Eurotiales; Aspergillaceae
Source: the annotation of a GenBank genome assembly